ACCUCGCUCUCAAAGCAAUAGGGAAGAAACUGAAAGCGCCUGGAAGUGUGUAGUGUGCUGUACAGUGUACUGCGCACUGACUACGACAGGUCGGAAACAAAUUUCAUUCCGUCAGAGAAUCCGAAUCCGAAUAUUGAAACGGAAAACGCCCAGAAUGAAUGACGGAGCUCAAUUAUGAGUCACAUUCUCCCAAUCGCCGGUGGGGUUCCGUAGGCUGUGCGACCAUCUUAUGAGACCGAUCAAGCUUCCCCAACCGCCCAGCGGGUUUUCGGGCUUGCCCGACUUCUUUCAAGGUGGGGUCUCCUCCGCAAUCAGACGGGCGGUCGUGAUUGGAAACGGUUUCGCGGGCUCAGAGAAUCAGAGCAUCGGUUUGGUUCGUGCUAUCGGUCUCUUUGGUCGCCUAGCCUUAUACCGUGUUACACGGCCAAGAGGAGGAAUCAAUGAGUGGCUUCACUGGCUUCCAGUUUCUCUACACAAAAAAUUAUACUUUUUCAUGCAGCGAAUCCGAGGCGAGUUGGGGCUUCAAGCAACAUUUAAAAAGCAAAAAGCGAUGGCUCUCUCUUCUGAAACUAGCGGCUUAUCUAAUAUUCUAGAAGCUGAUGCAAAGCACAUUUCAAAAAUGGCUCGUGAAACGUUUGAGAAAGAGGGCCCAUUGUUGGUGGUUGCAUCCGGCCGAGAUACUAUUUCUGUUGCGAGCUCCAUAAAACGUUUAGCCCCAGAAAAUGUCUUUGUUGUUCAGAUACAACAUCCAAGGUCACAUCUGAAUAGGUUUGACUUGGUAAUUACUCCGCGCCAUGAUUAUUACCCAUUGACUCCUCAUGCACAGGAGCAAAUUCCUUGGUUUCUCCGCCGGUGGAUAACUCCAUGUGAAUCUCCUGGAAAAAAUGUGGUUCUCACAGUGGGAGCUCUUCACCAGGCUGAUUCUGCUGCACUUAGGAGUGCCGCUUCUACCUGGCAUGAUGAGUUGGCACCGGUUCCAAAGCCCUUGCUUGUGGUCAAUGUUGGAGGCCCUACAAAAAACUGUCUAUAUGGUGCGGAUCUUGCCAAUCAUUUAGCUGCCAGGCUGCAGAAUGUUCUUUGGAGCUGUGGCACUGUCAGGAUAUCUUUCUCAAGAAGAACUCCUGAGAAGGUAUCCGACAUUCUAGUAAGAGAAUUUACAGGCAAUCCUAAGGUUUUCAUUUGGGAUGGUAAAGGUUCAAAUCCACAUAUGGGACAUCUAGCUUGGGCUGAUGCUUUUGUCAUCACAGCUGAUUCAGUAAGCAUGUUGAGUGAGGCUUGCAGUACUGGGAAGCCUGUUUAUGUAGUUGGAGCUGAGCGUUGUACAUGGAAGUUUUCUGACUUUCAGAAGUCUCUUCAAGAUCGAGGAGCUGUUCGACCAUUCACUGGUAAAGAGGAUAUAUCAGAUAAUUGGAGCUAUCCUCCACUUAAUGACAACAUAGAGGCUGCUAGUUGUGUGAAUGCGUCUCUUGCCAAGCGUGGAUGGAGUAUACACACUUAAUUGGUUUUCCUUAUAUUGCAUGAUCAGUACCUAACCAGUAGUCUACCAGCAGUUGGAUAUAAUUUGCCUCCAAUCAGGAGCAUUCUUUUACCUGGAAAUUCCAGAGGGUAGAUGUGCCAAUUUUAAAACAGUACUUUGAUCAGAUAGGCCAAUUUGGCUUAUACCCGCCUGUUUUAGUUCUUUCCAUCGAUUUUGUUCCAUACCACAAGGAUUUUGAAAUGUUUGACAAUUACAAUGGAAAGCAAUCUGUCAUUUAAAUUUCCGA
Messenger RNA from Juglans regia (Persian walnut), 1763 nucleotides. Its product is annotated as mitochondrial fission protein ELM1-like. Gene Ontology annotation, cellular component: mitochondrial outer membrane. Lineage: Eukaryota; Viridiplantae; Streptophyta; Magnoliopsida; Fagales; Juglandaceae. Gene Ontology annotation, biological process: mitochondrial fission. The transcript is spliced from 11 exons. Bases 230 to 1498 code for a protein of 422 amino acids. The record is from RefSeq and is a predicted model, not a curated record.